CCACAGCAAAACAGUUUACCUAUUACAAAACUAGAUGACUCGAGCAAUAUUAAGUUUAUAUUGCCCAUCGUCGUAGGACCACCCCACACGCCAGAAUGCAUUACCAGUUUAUGCCGCUCUCUAUACCCGCGCGUAGUGCUCGUGGAUCUGUUCAUACCAUCUUGACUUUGCUACUAUAGGUAUGUGGCUUAGGCGGCUCAGUGGUUCAGCUCAACUCAACCCAAACAGUAAGUCGAGAUCAGUUCUCGUCCGGCGAUUCUUCAAUUAGCAUCCAAACGUUUUUUGUUGUUGCUGUGUGGUGAUCGAAGCUCUUGCGUGUGUUGUGAUUAUUGUCGGAACAACGGUUGAUUAAACGUCCGGUGUACCGGUCAAGAACUCGAUACCCGCACCGAGUUCUGGAAAUAUGUAUCCCGUAUUUCGACACGAGAGGAUCAAUUUACCUGCUUGAAAGUGAAGCUAUAUGCGUCGGAUUUCAUGUUCAAAUCGUGAGAACCACAAUUAAAAUACUGUAUAUAGAAGGGGUUGCAAUCUUGACCUGACCAUCAGUUUGUUCGCUAAUCUUGCACCCCGAAGGGGAUGACCAUGAAGGAUGUUGCUGUUGAUGUUAUUCUACUGGAAACGAUUUUGACAACGUGAUGGAUUUGCUGUACAAGAAGAUUCCUCUCCUCCUGCUAGCAUUGCUGCUGGCCGUUACCCCACCGUGCCACACCCGCGAGGAAGGCGAAUUCGAACCGGUCGAUGGUCUCUGCGAUCGAUGCGUCUGCAUCGUUCGUAACCAGAGUACCAUCCAACAGCACGACUACUCCCUGCUAGACUGUUCGACAAAAAACCUACAGCACAUGCUGGUCGCCUGGCCGGAUGUCUUCGAUGGUCAGUUAACGGCCAGUUCAGAAAUUGUCUUCUCACUGUCCGGGAACAACAUCAACGCACUGCAGCAACUACCGGCCACCGAUGCCGAUCUGGUGUUCAGCUGUCGGCACUGUAAUUUGAGUGAACUGUCCAGUGGGAUCUUUCUGGAUGCUCCUAAUGUGAUUCGGUUGGAUCUUAGUUGGAAUCGGCUCACCGGUGACGUUCUCCGACCGGAUGUGUUUCGCGGGCGGUACGCCGAGCAAGAGUACGAAUCGAUCGCACUGGAUGAGCUGGAUUUGAGCUACAAUGUGAUUGAGUAUCUGGAUGAAUCACUGUUUGAGCAUAUGGCUCAUUUGAGGAAACUAUCCCUGGCGCACAAUCCGAUUGAGGAGAUUUCCGAAGGUACGGCAAUUGCCAUCGGAUCGAUUACGCGGUUGGAAUAUUUGGAUCUGUCGUAUACCGAGCUGGAGGAUAUCCCCGGGAGAGUAUUCCAGAAGAUUGAUAAUUUGAGGGAACUGUUAAUUCAGGGUAAUCGAUUCACGGCGGUUCCCGGUUCGGUGGCACUUUUGAAACCUACGCUGAUUUCGCUGUAUAUCGGCGAGAAUCCGAUCCAAUUGUUGAAUGAUGAAAGUUUCUUCGACUUGGAGAAACUCACUCAUCUAAACAUCAGUGGGAUGCCCCGACUGGAAGAAAUUGACAUAGGAACGUUUAGCGGAUUGAAAUCGUUGGAAGUGCUGAUCUGUAACCAUAAUCCGGAGCUUAGCGCGUUCGACUUGAGUGAUCUGAAAGGAUUAGUACGAUUGCGAGAGCUGGACCUCUCGAACAACGCACUGCAGCACCUACACCUAGACGAACCGAUACCGAAGCACGACGACAGCUCGGACAUUGCCCACAUCGAAGUGUUCCCGAAACUACGCACGGUCCAACUGGACGACAAUCCGUGGCACUGCGACUGUGAACUGCACGAAAGCGUUCAAUCACUGCGAAACAUUCUGGACGAGGAAGAAGAUUUCGAAUCGGAAGCUCGCUGUGAAACUCCGAAUGAUUUGACGGCGCUCCCGCUGACGGAGUUGGAUGGAAAGUCACUCUGUUUGGCACCACCGAAGAAGGUUCCGAAAAUUCCGAUCUACGAGGCACCACCUUUCCUGCGACCCCGUUCGAUUGUGCUGUCCAUUCUGUCGGUGGGGGUUGUGCUGCUGAUUGGGUUUAUCAUCGGAUUGGUUAUUGUGUGCAUCAAGCGCCGGUUGAAGGAAAGUGAUUUAGGGUUCACUUCGCCGGUGAGGUACUCGACGGUGCGUAACAGUACGACGUCGAAUAUCUUGCAGCAGGCUUAGGAGGGGAAGGCAGGGAAGCGAAUUUUUGUACGUUCUAGUCUGAUUUUAUCGUGUAAGUUUAAAUUAAGUUUUAGAGAUAAAUAAACAUGAACAGUUAAGGAUUCUUCA
This is a messenger RNA of Topomyia yanbarensis, 2291 nucleotides long. RefSeq names its product carboxypeptidase N subunit 2. Gene Ontology annotation, molecular function: protein binding. NCBI's taxonomy places the organism in Eukaryota, Metazoa, Arthropoda, Insecta, Diptera, Culicidae. Bases 636 to 2183 code for a protein of 515 amino acids. The transcript is spliced from 5 exons. The record is from RefSeq and is a predicted model, not a curated record.